Molecule: messenger RNA, 1733 nt
Organism: Mytilus trossulus (common blue mussel)
Lineage: Eukaryota; Metazoa; Mollusca; Bivalvia; Mytilida; Mytilidae
Product: DAZ-associated protein 2-like
Exons: 5
Coding region: 104-622 (172 amino acids)
Source: RefSeq, a predicted model, not a curated record
UUUUGUUAUCUUUUAUAAGGAAUCGUGAGAAAUCAGUCAACCUGAACUGAUGAUCAAAGCUCACAAGAGAGAAUUGUAAACAAUAUUAUUACGAAAUUUUAGAAUGUCAGGAAAACCAAAUAAGUCCCCUUACCAAACACCAGGGUAUCCUACCCAGGGUUACCCCACCGCUGGUUACCCUACUCAACAAUAUCAGCAAGGGCCACCAGGAUACAGUAGUAGCUUUGCUCAUGGCUCACCAGCUCCAGGUGUGACAGUAACUCACAUGGCACAGUCUUAUCAAUCUCCUGGAGCCUAUGGUGCACCACCUCAGGGACCACCACCACCCUAUUCAUACGCCCCUCCACAACAAGGUUAUACAACACAACAAGGAGGUUAUCCAACACAACAAGGAGGUUAUCCAACACAACAACCACAACCAUUUGUAGCCAAUAAUGUCUUUGAUUCAGGUGCCAGGUUUGAUGGAAUAGCACAGCCCAAUAUACCUCCUCCUCCACCAGGAUAUGCACCCAAUGCUGCCCAAUAUGCCCAAAUGCAGGGGCAGACUGUAAUAGGAACACAACAAAGGAGUAACUUCUGGACCGGAGGUAGUGGAGGUGGAUACACACUAGGAGGACUAUAAUUAUGUUACUAUGUAACUCAUUAACACUUCACACCAAUGUCAAAUCUUCAGCAUUCUAACGACUGCAUGAAAUCAAUAUUAUUUAGAUUUUUUUUUAUAGGUGAUUGGAAAAUUAAAAGGCCAAAGCUUCGUUAGAUUUAGGUAGAUUUAACUGAUGUGUGUAUACUUAUCAACAUAUAUGUGUGAAUUUUUAGGGAAUAUUGGAAUAUUUGUUUGUAUGAUUAAAAUUAAGAUCUUGUGUUCAUGAUUCCGUUACAAGGAUUUGACAGCAUUUUGUUCUAACUUCUAUUUUUAAGAACUUUAAGAAUGUGCUAGUUUUGUCACAAUGAUGCACACCUUAAAAGAUUAUAAUUCUGGCAUUGGUUGUAUUUCUAAAACAGAAAUUAAAAUGUGUUGCCAGAUCCUUGAUAGCAAAGCAUGGACACAUCACACAUGUUUGUGGGCAAAUCAGUAUUUUAAUCAGAUGGAAUAUUUGUAGGAUUAUACACUAAUCAUAUCAGAAAUCUUUUAAAUUAAACUUCCAUUUUGCAAUUUACCAGAAUUUUACAACAUUAAAAUCAAUUCUAAAAUGAAACCAAAGAAACGGUAUCUUUGAACCAUAUAUGGUAAUGUAUCCACUAUAAAUUCUUUAAUAAUGAGUAAUAUAAAAGUAUACGAUAAAUAUAUAUAUAUCGGUAGUGAUUAAAGCUUUCAAAAAGGUGGAAGGCAGCAGUACACCCACCUUCAUCAACAAUGUAUGAAACACUUUUUUUGUACUUGAAAACAUCACAUUUUUGGUAAAUAAACAUUAUGUGAUAAAGCCCUGGUUUAUAUCUUUUUGUAGUUGUCAAACUUAUAUUUUAUAGAGUAAUUUUUUGUCAUACCCGACUCUUAGUCAACAUUUUUUUUUUAAGUGUCUGUUGUUGAAAUUUUUGUUGUUUAAAAGUGAUAAAAUAAAUAUAUUAUAUCUUCAAGAUCAAAAUUUUCAUUUAUUUUAAGUAUAUGUAUCUACUAUUUAAGAUACUUUUGAUGUCUUUAUUGUAUAUAUUUAUUAUUGUUGAAUUAUUGUAUAUUUUAAUUGUUACUGUUUUCUGUGAUAUAAAUAAUUUUUCAAUAAAGUUGCAGAAAAUUC